Messenger RNA from Ficedula albicollis (Collared flycatcher), 540 nucleotides. RefSeq names its product mulatexin-like. Lineage: Eukaryota; Metazoa; Chordata; Aves; Passeriformes; Muscicapidae. The record is from RefSeq and is a predicted model, not a curated record. The transcript has a single exon. The annotation marks the transcript as partial.
CCCAAUUUUCCCCCUUCUCCCCCCUGUCCCGCCGCCUCCCGCCCCCCCCGCUCACCCGAGAGCUCCGCGCCCGCCCCAGGGGGGGCUCCCAGCACCACCAGUGCCACCAGUACGGCCCCAGCUGCCGCCCCUCGCCCCAUGGCCAGCGCCGGGCAGGAGCCGCCAGCCCCAAAGCGGCCGCGCUGCUCUGGGAGCGUCAGCGCGGACCCGGAGCGGGUCAUGAGCGCCGCGCGCUCUGAUUGGUCGGGCGUGGCUUCCAGCCAAGCUGUGAUUGGAUGCCGCUUUUGCUGGGCUCACUCCGAUUGGCUGAACCUUAUUCUGCGCGCUCUGAUUGGCCGGUUCCGUUUGAGACCCGUUUUCCAGAGGCUCUACCUGGCAGCCAAUGAGUCACGAACCUCGCGCGUUCUGAUUGGCUGGAAUUUCUCAGCGGGCUCAGUUUUCCGAGGCUCUACCCGGCAACCAAUGACGACACAGGCGCGGCGCGCUCCCAUUGGCCGCUCGGUUUUUGGGGUGCCGCGGCCCCCGCUGGCGGCGCCCCCA